CUGGGGCGCGGAGCCGCCGGAGGGGGAGGGAGAAGGAGAGUCUGUGAGUCGCUGGGAGGCAGCGCGGCGGUGGCUGUGAGGAGUCCGCGUGCGGAGCCGCCCGUGACUCGGGCCCGGGGGGCCUGCGCUUGGGUCGGCAAGGCCGGAGCGGCUCCCGGAGCUCCGAGGCCGGAGCAGAGGAGGAAUGUGAGCAGGGGUCGGCGGGGGCGCGGGAGUACGCGAGCGGCGGGAUGGGGCAGCAGGUGGGCCGCGUCGGGGAGGCUCCGGGGCUCCAGCAGCCGCAGCCGCGCGGGAUCCGGGGCAGCAGCGCAGCCAGGCCCUCGGGCCGCAGGCGGGACCCGGCGGGGCGUACCGCGGACACCGGCUUCAAUGUCUUCGCCCAGCACGAUCACUUUGCCAGCUGUGUGGAGGAUGGAUUUGAGGGAGACAAGACUGGAGGCAGUAGCCCAGAAGUUUUGCACCGCCCUUAUGGCUGUGACGCUGAAUCUCAGGCACUGAAUGAAGCCAUCAGGUGGAGCUCCAAGGAGAACUUGCUGGGAGCCACUGAGAGCGACCCUAACCUCUUUGUUGCACUUUAUGACUUUGUGGCAAGUGGUGACAACACACUCAGUAUCACUAAAGGUGAAAAGUUACGAGUCCUUGGUUACAACCAGAAUGGCGAGUGGAGUGAGGUUCGCUCCAAGAAUGGACAGGGUUGGGUACCAAGCAACUACAUCACUCCAGUGAACAGCUUGGAGAAGCAUUCCUGGUACCACGGACCCGUGUCCCGGAGCGCAGCAGAGUAUCUCCUCAGCAGCCUCAUCAAUGGCAGUUUCCUGGUGCGAGAGAGUGAGAGCAGCCCUGGGCAGCUGUCCAUCUCACUCAGGUAUGAGGGCCGUGUGUAUCACUACAGAAUCAAUACCACCACGGACAGCAAGGUGUACGUGACUGCGGAGAGCCGCUUUAGCACCUUGGCAGAGCUUGUCCACCACCAUUCUACAGUUGCUGAUGGGCUAGUGACCACACUUCACUACCCAGCACCCAAGUGUAACAAGCCAACCGUCUACGGUGUGUCUCCUAUCCAUGACAAAUGGGAAAUGGAACGAACAGAUAUUACCAUGAAGCACAAACUUGGGGGCGGUCAGUAUGGAGAGGUUUAUGUUGGAGUCUGGAAGAAAUACAGCCUUACCGUCGCUGUGAAAACACUGAAGGAAGAUACCAUGGAGGUAGAGGAGUUCCUGAAAGAAGCUGCAGUGAUGAAGGAAAUCAAGCAUCCUAAUUUAGUACAGCUGUUAGGUGUGUGUACCCUUGAGCCGCCGUUUUACAUUGUGACUGAAUACAUGCCGUAUGGGAAUCUGCUUGAUUAUCUCCGGGAAUGCAACCGCGAGGAGGUGACGGCAGUUGUGCUACUUUACAUGGCCACUCAGAUCUCUUCUGCAAUGGAGUAUUUGGAGAAGAAGAAUUUCAUCCACAGAGACCUUGCUGCACGGAACUGCCUCGUGGGAGAGAACCAUGUGGUGAAAGUGGCUGACUUUGGUUUAAGUAGGCUGAUGACUGGCGAUACCUACACUGCUCAUGCUGGAGCCAAAUUUCCUAUUAAAUGGACAGCACCUGAAAGUCUGGCCUAUAAUACCUUUUCAAUUAAAUCUGAUGUUUGGGCUUUUGGAGUACUGUUGUGGGAAAUUGCUACAUAUGGAAUGUCACCAUAUCCAGGUAUUGACCUAUCUCAAGUCUAUGACCUACUGGAAAAAGGAUAUCGAAUGGAACAGCCUGAGGGAUGCCCUCCUAAAGUGUACGAACUCAUGAGAGCAUGCUGGAAGUGGAGCCCUGCCGACAGGCCCUCUUUUGCUGAAACCCAUCAAGCUUUUGAAACAAUGUUCCAUGACUCCAGCAUCUCUGAAGAGGUAGCUGAGGAGCUUGGCAGAGCUGCCUCCUCAUCAUCUGUGGUUCCAUACCUGCCUCGAUUGCCUCUGCUUCCUUCCAAGACACGGACCCUGAAGAAGCAGGGGGAGAACAAAGAGAACAUAGAUGGGGUCCUUGAAGCCUCCGAGAGCCUGGCCUCCAGCUCGGCACCAGCAGGAUUCAUUAGAAGUGCACAGGCCUCCAGUGGGUCCCCAGCUCUGCCUCGAAAGCAAAGAGAUAAGUCACCUAGCAGCCUCUUAGAAGAUGCCAAAGAGACAUGCUUCACCAGGGAUAGAAAGGGAGGCUUCUUCAGCUCCUUCAUGAAAAAGAGAAAUGCCCCCACACCCCCUAAACGCAGCAGCUCCUUUCGAGAAAUGGAGAAUCAGCCCCACAAGAAAUAUGAACUCACGGGUAACUUCUCAUCUGUUGCUUCUCUACAGCAUGCUGAUGGGUUCUCUUUCACUCCCAGCCAGCAAGAGUCGAAUCUGGUGCCAGCCAAGUGCUAUGGGGGGAGCUUUGCACAGAGGAACCUCUGUAAUGAUGACAGUGGUGGGGGUGGGGGCAGUGGCACUGCUGGGGGCGGGUGGUCUGGCAUCACAGGCUUCUUUACACCUCGCUUAAUCAAAAAGACACUGGGCUUGCGAGCAGGUAAACCCACAGCCAGUGAUGACACUUCCAAGCCUUUUCCAAGGUCCAACUCUACAUCUUCCAUGUCCUCAGGGCUUCCAGAGCAGGAUAGGAUGGCAAUGACCCUUCCCAGGAACUGCCAGAGGUCCAAACUCCAGCUGGAAAGGACAGUGUCCACCUCUUCUCAACCAGAAGAGAAUGUGGACAGGGCUAAUGACAUGCUUCCAAAAAAAUCUGAGGAAGGUGCUGCUCCAGCCAGGGAGAGACCAAAAGCCAAACUCUUGCCCAGAGGAGCCACAGCUCUUCCCCUGAGAGCCCCUGAUGCAGCCAUCACAGAAAGUGACUCUCCAGGGGUAGGGGUGGCUGGAGUGGCAGCUGCCCCCAAAGGCAAGGAAAGGAAUGGUGGGACGCGACUUGGAGUCGCUGGAGUCCCAGAGGAUGGAGAGCAGCCAGGCUGGUCUUCCCCAGCCAAGGCUGUAGCUGUCCUCCCAACCACUCACAACCACAAAGUGCCAGUUCUUAUCUCACCCACUCUGAAACACACUCCAGCUGAUGUGCAGCUCAUUGGCACAGACUCUCAGGGGAAUAAAUUCAAGCUCUUAUCUGAGCAUCAGGUCACAUCCUCUGGAGACAAGGAUCGACCCCGCCGUGUAAAACCAAAGUGUGCCCCACCCCCGCCGCCAGUGAUGAGACUACUGCAGCAUCCGUCCACAGGCUCAGACCCUGAGGAGGAGCCGACGGCCCCACCUGCAGGACAGCACACUCCAGAAACCCAGGAGGGAGGAAAAAAGGCAGCUCCAGGGCCAGUGCCCAGUAGUGGGAAACCUGGGAGGCCCGUGAUGCCUCCACCCCAAGUGCCUUUGCCCACGUCUUCCAUCUCGCCAGCCAAAAUGGCCAAUGGCACAGCAGGUACUAAGGUGGCUCUGAGAAAAACCAAACAGGCAGCUGAGAAAAUCUCAGCUGACAAAAUCAGCAAAGAGGCCCUGCUGGAGUGUGCCGACCUGCUGUCCAGUGCAAUCACGGAACCUGUGCCCAACAGCCAACUGGUAGACACUGGGCACCAGCUGCUCGACUACUGCUCAGGGUACGUGGACUGCAUCCCUCAGACUCGCAACAAAUUUGCCUUCCGAGAGGCUGUGAGCAAACUGGAACUUAGCCUACAGGAGCUGCAGGUGUCUUCCACAGCUGCUGGUGUGCCUGGGACAAACCCUGUCCUUAAUAACUUAUUGUCAUGUGUACAGGAAAUUAGUGAUGUGGUGCAGAGGUAGCCAUUGUCAGCCUAGGGGGAAAAGGCACACAUUUCUGAGGGGAGAGGGAAAGGGACUCGUUUUCCUGUGUUCUUGUUUUCAAAAGUAAAAGACUGAUACUUGAGUGUGUUUAUGUGAAGUACCUCAGAUCCCUGAGUUCUCACGUUUACAGGUUCAUCUCAAAAUAGCAAAAAGGAAAUCACAUAAGUAGAUAAGACAUCAGUUUGGUGGAUCAGGGCAGUGUGGACAGAAUUGGAAACUGCACUGGAAACUGCAUCAUGUAUACGUCAUAAAAAAGUACAGCCUUCCCUGUCUGGAAUGGCCUGUGGUGAUCCAUUGGGCUGCUCUCAGUUGUUCCGUAUCACGAAACGGGCCUUGACCUGGCAGGUCCUGGGGUUGGUUGUGCUUUAGUUCACCCUACAAAUUUGGGGAACAGAAGAAAGUAAAGUGAGGGAUGUAGCAGGAGUGUUUUACUCAAGGCUGGUGGAAGUGGCUGUUGGUCUUGCUUCCAUGGAUCAUUGCUGCUGUGUCAAGAACUGCAAAUUAGAUGGCUAGAAUACUCAUCUGGGAAACAUGGCCCUUUCAAUCUGCUUUUGCCGUGCUUGCCAUGGGUGUAUUAGUUGGUGCAGGAAGUACAGAAUACGAGAGAAGUUUAGUCGGAAUGACCCCACCAAAACUCUCAAGGUGAUGAGUAGUCACUUCCCCUCUUCCAGCAUGUUACUUCCUGUGGGCCAGUGUCCACUCACUGCUUCUUGGUGGCUCUCUGUAAACCAUGGGUGUAGGGGCCCUCUUGGUGGUUCUUCUCUGUCCCUUGCUGGGCAGGCUGUCUUCCUUUAUAUCUGGCAGCAUUCAGGGCAUUACCCAGCAUCAAUGUUGAAAAUAGUGGUCACUACAGGUUCUCAUAGGAGAGACUUCUUUUGCCCCUGAAUACUGACGUAAUGGCCACGUGAGCAGCUAUACAUAAUCUUUUGUUAGAUAAAAUACCAAGCAGAUACAGUACCUUUUGAAAACUGGCCCAGAGGCCUGAGACUGAGGAGCUUGCUUAGUCCACAUAGCUACUUGUACCUUUACCCUCCUGAAUACCUUAAGCUAAUCUGGGUGGACAGUAGGGGAAUCAUUAUUGCCUCCACAGUAUUCUCAUGUCCUUUUUCUUCGCUCACAUAUUAUCCCCAACCCUUUGUUGCACUUGGAGUUUGUGUUGGAAAUAUAUUUAUUUUGUCCUUUCAUCUCUAUCUAAGAAUGCAUAAUAAGAAGGGGUGGGUUAUUUUCAGGGAGUACCAGUUAGAUCCAGAAACCGAAAGGUUUAACCUACAGGUAGGUUUUGCCCUUGAAAAAUGGGCAUUUCCCUUCCCUAAUUACAGUUAUGGAAGCUAUUUAAUAGAGUAACAUGGAACAGAACAGGUUAUAUAUUAUUGAAGUUUUUGGUGCUGGAACUGUUUCCAGUUACUGGCUUUUACUUUGUGAACACCCCUUUUAUUCUUCAGAGAGAACCCAAUACAAAAUGUCCUGGUUUUUCUCCUUCCAAAGGAGUGUUAAUGUGGGAAGAUAGGAAUUCAGCACUGAGCAGUGUUUUCUUCCUGACUGUCACUGAUCGGCUGUCACGUCACUGCCCAUCUUUUGAUCUAUUAAUUGAAGGCAAUAGCCCACAUUCUCAAGAGUGUUUUGCAGACUAAUACACAGCUUCCUUUGAGAGCUUUUCUCGAAAGCUCUUUACUUAAUGUUUUUACGUUGGGCAGCUUUUCAUUCUCUUUGCUGAAUCACAAAUAAGAAACUUUAGAACUGCUGUCUUGACAAUAAUUGGGCCAGAAUCCUAAGGGGAAACUAUUUCAAGUUGCAUUUGGCAUCCUUGACCAAGGAAGAAAUUUAGUUUUCAUUAUAAAGAAAUAAAAUGUGGCUACAUAUCACUGCUGCUCCAGAUAAGGCUCAGGGUAAGAGGAGGCUUGGGGUGGAGGAGACGGCCCCUGAAGGUUAGUGUUCCCACAGCUGCAUUCUGGCUGCAGAAUCAGGUUGAUGCCCCUGUAGUCUCUGGAAGAGAAUGCUCCCUCCUCCUCCUUUACCACUCUCUGCCAUUGGAUUCACCCAUAAACUUGAAUUUAUUUUAGCAGUUAGCUUUGUACAGGUGGAAAAGAGAAAGCUAAAAUUUGAGGCCAUUAUUAAUGCUGCUUUUAAAGUUUAUCUCUGUCAUAGUGGGAUAUCUUAAGCAAUGGUUGUUUUCAGGUUUGGGUCUUGUUUUGUUUGUUUGUUGUUGGUUUUCCCUUCAGAGUUCUGAAAACAGGCUUGGAGAAACACUACUGAGUCUCUCGGCUCUCUGCUUUUCUCAGUCUGAGGUGCCAAGUCAAGGCCAUGACCUGCUCACAGAGGGGCCUCACUAAAUCCCUGAGUUUAAGUGACUUUUCUCUCAGUUCUGUCACGAGUAGCAUUGGCUGUUGUAGCACAAUUCUCUCUGCAUGAUCAGGAACUGUGGAGUUGUCAGGGAUUGAGGUCUUGGGCCAAAGAGGCAUUGUCAGCUUGCUAUGAAAGAGUUAUUUGGGUUUGUCACGUAUCUGCCUGCAAGGGGCCAGCUUAGAAAAGGGGAGAGAGGAAAAAAAAAAAAACAAACCAGCAAAUUAUAAGGUUUGAAUCUAGAGAAAACUGCUUUUAGAAACUAAAAAUGUAAUCUCUUGUAUAGCCUAAAAACAAAGCAGAUGGCAAGAGAAAAGGUUCAGGGUGUCUGGCAGUUCCUCAAGCCGUUAGAUCUAUGCAUAUCUUUGGAUUGUCACAGCUUGAUUACUUUCAUAUAAAAGUCUUGUGAUUUCAGUUGGAUUUCCCACCUUCAAAUGCAAUGUUCUAUAUAGAAUAUAUUCUAAUUAUGCUUUAUAGGAAGCUUUUUUCAAGCUUUGGGUACAAUGAUAUUUCACAUUUUCAGGUGAUUCUCAUCAUGACGUUCACAGAGAGACCUUAAAAUUGGCCCUUUGUAAAAGAUGUGUUUUGCAGUGACUUGCACUGAAUUGAACAUGAUACACCAAGUUUUGCUCUGUCAUGUAAGAAACUGAUUUGGUCAUUUUCACGAUGGCCUGUGUAAGGUGCGUGCUGCACAGUGGACACUCCAUGGUGUUAACUGCUAGUGACAACUCCUGACGCAGAAGCACACGUUAAUCCUCCAGAGGGUUUAAAGGAAAGUGGUGAAUUAGCCCAACUCUCUAUUGGAAUUUGGGGUGGGUGGGGUGAGACUAGCGAGUGUGUUUCCCAGAGCUUAUCCAGGUUUCACACACUCAUCACUGGCAGAAGAGGAGGCUGGAAAUAUUGGCUGUCACUAGUCCAUGUCCUGGAGCAGUCAGUGGCAGAGCUGAGGCUAGAAUGCAGGAGCCCUGACACAGCAGCGUCGCUCCACACCUGCUGCCUUGUGAGAUGCUCAGCUAGACAAUCUGCACACUUGGUGCCGCACACUUCUAAAGCACAGGCUCUGGCAGGCCCUGGCCAGGAGGGGCUUAGAUGUUCAGUAAUGGCAGUGUAGCUGGACAAGCCACCGUUCUUCCAGACCUCAGCCACACAGAAAUCUGCACUUUGUAGUUGAAGAAUACCAGCUUCAGUUGUUUAAAAACAAAAAAGAAAAAAAAAAAAAACAGUCCUACAUUCCUUUUUGUUCAAAAAUAAAUCUGUCGUUUGGUGUCAUUUUAAUGACUGUGAGAUAGUGUGUCUGAAAGCACCUUGAGAAAUCAAAUGCAAACCAGCUGUACAGUUGUAUUACAAAUGUCUGUACAGGGUGACCCAGCUUGGAGCUGCAGCUAGAGAAUCACCUCCAUAGUUUGUUGCGAAAGUAUCUAUGAAACUGCUAAAUGAGUAUGUGAAGAUCCUGCAAAUGUUUGCUAACAGUUCAGAGCUAAGGACCUUCAGAACAUUAGGGACCAAUUCUUUGGUUUAAUUCUCAUCUUUAAAGUAGUCAGGUGACAGCAUGUGAUCAACAGUAACAACACUAAGGCAAGAGAGUCAAGCUCAGACCAGCCCGGGCUGCAAAGUGAGACUGGAGGAGGGCUUGCUCCCUUUGGAGCCCGGCGGCUCUCUCAGGCCCUGGACAGGAAGACGACGGCCCUCUUUUUCUUGCGCAUUCAUCUACUGCACACAUGCUGGGCUCUUGGCAUCCUUGCCAUGGUAGGAGCAGACUCAUUUCCCGUUGGUGUUGACAGCAUCUUUUUAAAACAUGCCUUGGGGGCUUGGAGGGGUUAGGGGAAGAAGACCGAUGUACUUGGAGAAUUUCUAGAAUUUUCUAUUGGUUAUAAACAACAUUGGCAUUUAUCAUCUCCUUAAAAAGUAACUGAGCUUAACUCACCUAUUAGUUCUACCAUGAUAGUCUGGUAGCUAAUAACCUAUCAUACGCUCAGGUGGCUGCACUCUAUAUUCUGACCACCCUGUAUUUUUCUAGUAAAUCAUGCCGAGGCAGCUUACAUCCAGUUUUGCUCUACUCAGACCUCUCCGUGUUUUUCUGCCUUUGCUAGUGAUAUCAUUGUCACCGUUAGGCCAUAUCUUCCUUCAGGGGAGUUGGUAUGGGGUUGAGAGUCGUCUUUGUUCCUGUUCUUAGUGAUCUUGCAUGCCUUAACUUGCUUCCUCGGAAUCUGAGAUCCAUCUUUUUGCCCUCAGCAUCUGCUAUGGCCAGUACUUUUUAUAUUUCCUGUCAACUGCCUUAGGUUCAUCAAGCCAGUAGCCCAGUUCUUUGAAAUUGCCUGUUUCUGUUUGGGUUUUGUAGGCAUGCAGAAGCCUAGAGUAAGGCAGCUCCAAGGGACCCUGCACACAAACCGGCUGAGGCAGCCCAAGGGUUUCUAUGGCUCCCAUGCUGCCAUUGCCUCUGAGGCAGAGAGGUGAGGCUUCUAAAAUUUGGCGUACUCCUUAAGUCUUAUACAUAGAGUUCCAGUUUUUCCAGCAUAUUGGGUCAGUAGCGCUUGGAACAGUGGCUCCUGUCACCUGCGCUGGUCAGCAGAGCGCAGUGGCCCAGCUUCACUGCUAUUGCCUAUGGUCCUGCUACUGAGGAGGCUGGCGUGACUCACCCUGCUCUCGAGCACUGGCAGCUGACUCUUGGCUCCAGCUUGUUUUUAUAAGGCUGCUACUUGUGUGUGAUAACUUUCCUUUUGGACUAGCUCCCCAGGUGCCAUGGGAGGACCCUGGAUAAGGUGUGGGGCAGUUUAUCUUGAUUAGAAGCUGCCAGAAGUCAUCCUCAGGAUUGUACCUUCAAAGAUGGGUCCUGAGUGUUGCUGGGAGAAAUAUGCCUGCUGGGUUGGUGUGCAUAACUAUUGAACUAGAGCUGUUGUACAAGCCUCACCAGGGUUCAAAGUCCCUGUUGGUUCAGCCCCCCACUCAUCUCUGCAAAGGAGAUGCCAACUGGCAGGUUGCUGCUACACCUUUCUUAGCCCUGUGUGAUGAGCUGAGGGAAGGAAGCCCCUUUUGGACCUGUCCUUCCCUCCCCGCACACUCCCUUAGCUCCAUGUACACCUGUAAACCUGAUGCUGUUUACGUCUCCUGGAUAAUAAUAAUCUCAUUUCCCUGUCACUGUAAACCUGAAUACAGUAGCAGAACCCUGGUAGCCAGAACGGACAGGUGAGUGGCACACUGAGUGGGUCUGCAAAUUUACCGUCAUCUAAGGGUCCUCGGACAUAGUAUCUUCAGGGAAGAAUAGGGCUGUUCUGCAGGUCCUGAGUUACUCAGCCGUUCCCAGAGUAUGGACCCUAGUCCGUUAGCACAUGGAGGAGGCAUUGUCAUACUAACAAGGUAGUGAAAGGAAAUGCUGCGGAUUCUGUGGGUGGAGCUCACAGAAGCAAGCUUAGGCUUGCUUCUGAGCCUCUGAAUGGUUUAACAUCUUGUUUUUUGCAACCAUACAAUUUAGGGCAGGUGGGACUUAAUAACAAUUUCCCAUACGUAGGUUCCUAGUUUUCAGCAGUUAUAAAACAACAAGUUAUUGUUGAGUCAGAAUAGUGCUGCAGAGGGCUGCGGUGCUCCAGGACCAUUAGUUCCCACAUUAUGUUUGGUAUUCUUAAGGACCCAAGCUGUGCAUUGGGAGUGGCAAGAAUGCUGAUGGUCAGGGCCACAGGAACGAGCAUUCUUGAUCUCCACGGCCAGCUUCCACUAUGCCACCUGACCUCCAUCUUGAGAAAUGGCCUUCAGGGAAAAUGAGUAUUCAGAAAUUAAAGAGAAGGUGAGGUUCUCUCUGCAGCUCCUUAUCACCUGUGGCAGUGAUGUGGUGAGCAUGCCGCCUCGAGCAGCUCCCUGAGCACACUGCACACACAGACCCGUACUUUGUAGCCCCUGCACUUCCUCCCCUUUGCAAUCUGGUUCUGUUGUGACUAUCAGUGGAGAAACGCCGAUUUGUGCUUGCUUGGUAAAAGUAAAUAUGAACAUUUUGUGGUUGAUAGAACUUUGUCCUAAAACUUGCUAAUUCAGACUCUUUAAAACUAAUGUUUAUACCAAAGGUUACACUGCAGGCGUAGGUGGUGCACAGAGGGUGACGCCCACAGUGGGCGCUGUGUGCAUUGCUAGGGGGACACAGUGCCCAGUGAGACCAUAUGGGAUUUAACUAAAACACAUCAGUCUUGGGUCACACUACCACUGCUGUCAAGUAUUUGUUCUUAAUUGUUACUGUAAUAUAUUUUCAGUUGUUUUUCUAAUUUAAUUCUCUCACUCUGUUGUCUGACUGUGAACUGCUAACAGUGUUAAACUUGAUGUAAAUAAAUGAUGCCCUAGGCAGGGACUGCUUCCUGCUGUGUCUCACAAGGUUUGCAAGUUGUGUUUUGUUUUAAAUAAAGGUUGAAAUAUUUUAU
Molecule: messenger RNA, 10537 nt
Organism: Psammomys obesus (fat sand rat)
Lineage: Eukaryota; Metazoa; Chordata; Mammalia; Rodentia; Muridae
Gene: Abl2
Product: ABL proto-oncogene 2, non-receptor tyrosine kinase
Exons: 12
Coding region: 231-3776 (1181 amino acids)
Biological process (GO): positive regulation of kinase activity; regulation of apoptotic process; multicellular organism development
Cellular component (GO): signaling receptor complex
Molecular function (GO): protein binding; transmembrane receptor protein tyrosine kinase activity; ATP binding
Source: RefSeq, a predicted model, not a curated record